Harmonia axyridis is the source of this 2861-nucleotide messenger RNA. RefSeq names its product dynamin-1-like protein (gene Drp1). NCBI's taxonomy places the organism in Eukaryota, Metazoa, Arthropoda, Insecta, Coleoptera, Coccinellidae. Gene Ontology annotation, biological process: mitochondrial fission. The record is from RefSeq and is a predicted model, not a curated record. Gene Ontology annotation, molecular function: GTP binding; GTPase activity; microtubule binding. Bases 178 to 2427 code for a protein of 749 amino acids. The transcript has 12 exons. Gene Ontology annotation, cellular component: microtubule; mitochondrion; cytoplasm.
CAAGUCUUCAAAUUAUUCUUAUAGGUAAAACGGAAACGGGAAUAAAGGAUUUCAGAUAUCAGCGGUUAUGAUAAUGCUGAUUAAUUCAAACUCAGAUUGAACGGAAUUGGAUUAUUGUUACAUUGAAUUUUCUUUGUUUGGAGUUAUCGAUUUGAAACAAAGUAUAAUAUCCGCGCAAUGGAGGCCUUAAUUCCUGUAAUUAAUAAACUUCAAGAUGUAUUCAAUACUGUUGGUUCAGAUGCAAUUCAUUUACCUCAAAUUGUUGUGUUAGGUUCUCAGAGUUCUGGAAAGAGUUCAGUAAUCGAGAGUUUAGUUGGUAAAUCAUUUCUCCCAAGGGGCACAGGUAUUGUUACCAGAAGACCUCUCAUUCUGCAAUUAGUCUAUUGUCCAAAAGAGGACAGAGAGCAUCGAAAGGCAGUUGAUGGAACUAUGGAACUUGAAGAUUGGGGUGUUUUUCUACAUGAUAAAAACAAAAUCUUUAAAGAUUUUGAUGAAAUUAGAUCUGAAAUUGAUAAUGAGACCAACAGAAUGGCAGGAGAUAAUAAAGGAAUUUGCCCAGAACCUAUAAAUUUGAAGAUAUAUUCUACCAAAGUUGUUAACUUGACACUAGUUGAUUUACCUGGUAUUACUAAGGUUCCUGUAGGUGAUCAACCACCAGAUAUUGAAAACCAAAUCAGAGAUCUUCUUGUCAAAUAUAUAUCCAAUCCUAAUUCAAUAAUUUUAGCUGUUAUAACUGCAAAUACCGACAUGGCUACAUCAGAGAGUUUGUCUAUUGCUAAACAAGUAGAUCCUGAUGGUAGAAGAACAUUAGCUGUUGUAACUAAGCUUGACUUGAUGGAUGCAGGAACUGAUGCUCAAGAAAUAUUAUGCGGUAGGGUGAUUCCAGUCAAACUAGGCAUAAUCGGCGUUGUUAAUCGAUCUCAACAGGAUAUUAUGAACAAUAAGUCAAUAAAGGAUUCACUCAAGGAUGAGGCAACUUUUCUACAAACAAAGUAUCCUACUUUAGCUACUAUUAAUGGAACUCCAUAUUUAGCAAAGACUUUGAAUAGACUUUUGAUGCACCACAUUAGAGAUUGUCUACCAGACCUAAAAACUAGAGUAAACUUACGAAUGGCACAGUUUCAAUCAUUACUGAAUUCUUAUGGUGAAGACAUCUCUGAUAAGAGUAGAACAUUGCUACAAAUAAUCACAAAAUUUGCUUCUGCCUAUUGUUCCACUAUCGAAGGCACUGCUAGGAACAUCGAGACCACGGAAUUAUGUGGUGGAGCUAGAAUAUGCUAUAUUUUCCACGAAACAUUUGGAAGAACUUUAGAUUCAAUUCAUCCUCUUGCGGGAUUGACUAAAAUGGAUAUUUUAACAGCUAUAAGAAAUGCAAAUGGACCAAGGCCAGCGCUUUUCGUCCCAGAAGUAUCAUUUGAAUUAUUGGUGAAGAGGCAAAUUCGUCGUUUGGGAGAGCCUUCUUUAAGAUGUGUUGAAUUAAUACAUGAGGAAAUGCAAAGAAUUAUUCAACAUUGUGGUAGUGAAGUUCAACAAGAAAUGUUACGUUUCCCAAAACUCUAUGAAAAAAUAGUAGAUGUAGUAACUCAACUCCUGAGAAGAAGGCUGCCACCCACAAAUUCAAUGGUAGAAAAUCUUGUAUCCAUAGAAUUAGCUUAUAUCAACACGAAGCAUCCUGAUUUUUCCAAGGAAAUCUCAAUGGUACCUUCCAUGAUCAAAUCGAAUGAAAGUGCACCAAAACCAACAAGACCAAAAAGUAUGUUUGGUAAACAUCAACAACCAGUUCAUUUUGCAGAACCGAAACCGUUGAGAUCUACUCAUCCCAAUCCAGAGCAAGCUGAUUUUUUCGAUUAUUUGUACAAAAUGUUGCCAGUUGGUAGUUAUAAUGACUUCAUGAAUGCUGUUCAGUCCAGGUCGAAUAGUAAUCCUCACCUCAAUGAUGAAGCUACCAAUUGGGUUUCUAAUUUGACCCAACAAAAUGGCGGCGAGGCAGAAAAUGAGAUAGAACAUUUACCUAAUAAUAUUGAUGCCAUAAGAAACGAGUCUGAAAAAUCAGUGCUUAGUCCACUGAAACCAGUCAAUCUCCUGCCUUCAGUUCCUAUCAACAGCAGUGGCUAUAGAAAAUUAUCUGAAAAUGAAGAGCAUGAUUGUGAAAUUAUAGAGAGAUUGAUCAAAACCUACUUCUACAUUGUCAGAAAAUCUAUUCAGGACACUGUACCCAAAGCUGUAAUGAAUUUCUUGGUCAAUUACGUGAAAGAUAACUUACAGUCUGAACUAGUCACCCAUCUCUAUAAAGCUGAUAAUGCCGAUCAACUUCUAGAUGAAUCAGAGCACAUAGCUCACAGAAGAAAAGAAGCUGCAGAUAUGCUGAAGGCUCUGCAGAGGGCAGCCCAUAUAAUAAGUGAAAUACGGGAAACCCACAUGUGGUAAACUCGGUAUCGAUAUUCGACUAGUCAGUUUAGAUUCCCAAGAUUUUGUUUGUUUGUUAGGUUAAGCAAUAAUAUAUUGUUUUUAAAUUUCUAUUGAUAAUUGUUGACAUUAUAUACUGCAAUUAUUGUUGAAGUUGCACAUAAGAACUCUAUUGAUGUGUACAGAAAAAUUAUAUUGCGAUUCCUUGAUUUUUUCUAUUAUCUAGAGGUGCAUCAUAUCGAUAGGAAAUUUGUGAAGAACCUAUUCCAAUUAUGAUUCUAUAUUCUAUUUAUAAAAUUUUUGUUACUUAUAUAAUGUUUUUGUUAUAUAAGAUGGCUCACUUAUUUUCAAUACAAAAGUAUUCAUUUAAUUUAUCUAUUGAACAAUUUUUUAUUUUUCUCAUUAAUAAACAUUGUGUUUGUAUGUGUCGAGAAUAUAGUGGAAGAUGAAAUGCA